Messenger RNA from Prorocentrum cordatum, 1840 nucleotides. The record is from the annotation of a GenBank genome assembly. Lineage: Eukaryota; Dinophyceae; Prorocentrales; Prorocentraceae.
AGGCAGCGCAUCCAAAGGGUCAAGGCGCGUUGUUUGACGGCGGGUGCCGCUCCCGUGCAACAUCGGCGCCGCAGCAUCGGGCGACGCUGGCGCCCUGCUUCCUGGGGUGCCCUCCUCGACCCGUGGAUCUGGCGCCCACGCGCCCGAUGCGCGGAUCCCUACUCCACGGGAGCGUGUGACGGGGCGGUGGACGGAGGGAGCGAGAGCGGGAGAGGGAGUGGAGGCUCCUCGUUCCCCCCGUUCGGCUCGCCCCCCUUCUGCGACAGCCGGGAUGGCCCGCGGUGUGCGGACGUUGCUGGCGCUCGCGGCGCUGCCGCGGGCGGCCACGCUCCAGGCGGAGCCGCUGCAGGCGGAGCCGCUCCAGGCAGAAGUGCAACCGGAGGCGCAGCAGCUGCCCGACUUCUCCGCCCCCGCGCGGGCGCGCAGCGCCAUGAUGCCCGAGCUCGAGCACGGCAGCAACCACCGCGUGGGGUCCGUGCCCAACGCGACCCUGAGCGACUGCCUCCUCUGCGUGACGCACCCGGCCGAUUCGCCGAAGCUCUGGGUCCAGGAGUCCUCGGACGGCGUCGGAACGCGCGUCCACAACAUGCUCAUUGCGAUGGCCGUCGCGGCCAAAAACGGCAUGAACAUUGCUGGCUUCGUCUCGAUCCCGUUCGAGUGCCCGAUCAGGAUCUACCACGGCAUGCCGUACAACGUCGAUCCGAAGCUGGUCUACGACUACUUCUUCGGGCUGAACUCCACUGACCUGUUUGUGAACAUGAGGCAGCCCCACGUGGCCAAGUACUCGAGCAUGGCGGAGCUGGAAAAGUACACCACCGACCUGAUUCCUAUUGGCAAGCCCGACCCCCUCGCGCCGGGGAGCCAGAGCUUCAUCGAGCACGCAGACAUCCUCAUGCAGUUCGGCUCCCUGCGCACCACGAAGUCACAGAUCCAGCAGUACAUCACCAAGGAUUUCAUCAGCAACCUCCGAGCCAUGGGCUCCCGAGUCACGAGCCACCCGACGUUUUUUGCGAAGGACGGCCGGCCGACUGUGGCCGUGCACGUCCGCAGGGGCGACGUGAAGCGGCUCAGCGCGAACAACCACAGGUGGUCGCCGGACUCCUGGUACCUGGACAAGAUCAACAAGAUCAGGCAUAUACUGCCUGACGCCGACGUGCACGUGUUCACCAAUGUCGACGAAGAGCCCACGGGCCGAAGAAUCGGGAGAGCAGAAUCGAAAAGGACGCAGUCGAGUCUGAUGCAGAGCAAGUUGGUGAGGCACCCCUCUGACAUCCAGCGCGCCCCCCCAGCCUUGAACCGCCCGCCGUCUUGGCAUGGAGGGCGCCGCCCCGUGGCACGGUCUGCCGCGCGGCCAGUCUUGAACGAGCUGCACCCAAUCCACCGGAAUGGCGUCGCCCCGCUCUGCCGUCCUGACCGCGUCCGUGCUGCUCGCGUGCACCGCCCUGAUGGCCGCCUUCGUGCCCUCGCCCGUGGCGUCCCGCCCCGCGGCGCAGGCCGUGCCGGCGGCAGCGCUCAGCGCGGCGGCGAUCGCGGCGCCCACCGCGGCCUACCCGGCCAACGAGCGUGUGGAUCCCGGCGCUGUCUGCAGCGCCGGCUGCGGACCGGCCCGGAUGCGUCUGCAGCGAACCAGUGGCGGUCAAGGGGGAGUAUGCUGGCGGGCCAGUUCUUGAUUUGAGUGCCCCCGCGACUUUGCCAGAACACCGACAAGCGCGACCUCUACCUGUGGAACUCCAGCAAUAUGACAGUGCACACCGACGAGGACAAGCAGCUGGCAGCGCAUGCGACCAUGGACGCCUGGGCGCACUUCGCGCAGGCCGACAUCGUGGUCCUGUCUCGGAGC